Messenger RNA from Penicillium lagena, 960 nucleotides. RefSeq lists its product as uncharacterized. The coding region runs from base 1 to 960 and encodes 319 amino acids. Lineage: Eukaryota; Fungi; Ascomycota; Eurotiomycetes; Eurotiales; Aspergillaceae. The transcript has a single exon. The record is from RefSeq and is a predicted model, not a curated record.
AUGUCCUCGUCCAGUGAAUCCAGUCCCGGCGACUGGAUCACAGGCAGCUACACUGGAAACAGUAAUGGCGUCCGCAUCACCAUCGCGACUUUUGUGGGCGUCGCGUGGUACAACGUGCUUGAGCUGAUCGUGCUCAUCUGCCUCACCUUCAAACGCUACCGUGGACCUUACUUCUGGAGCAUGCUGAUUGCCUCCAUCGGCAUUCUUCCUUACUCGGUCGGAUAUCUGAUGAAGUUCUUCAAUUUGACCUCGGCCACUUGGCUGCCGGUGACUUUGUUGACCAUUGGCUGGUGGUCGAUGGUGACCGGCCAAUCAUUUGUGCUGUACUCGCGGCUGCACCUGGUCCUCCAGGACAUGCGCGUGCUGCGCUUGGUGAAGGGGAUGAUCAUCAUGAAUAUCAUUAUUCUUCACAUCCCGACCACCGUCCUGACCUAUGCCGCCAACUUCUCCACCUCGCCCGAGACCGUCAUGGGUUACGACGUAAUGGAAAAGUUGCAGUUGACCGGCUUCUGUGUGCAAGAAGUCAUCAUCUCCAGCAUCUACAUGUGGGAGACUAAUCGCAUGCUGCAACUCAACCCGGACCAUAAUAGCCGCAAAACCAUCAUACAGCUCCUGGCUGUCAAUGUUGCCUGUAUUCUCAUGGACAUCGCUCUGAUGGUCAUUGAGUUCAUGAACUUCUACAUCUACCAGACCACCCUCAAGGCCACUCUUUACAGCAUCAAGCUGAAACUUGAGAUUGCCGUUUUGGGAAAAUUGGUCAAUAUCGCCCAUCAGCAUGUGUGGAGAUCGCCCACUUUCGAUAUCCCCCCCGGUGGUCAGUAUCCGUCAUUUGUGGAUGCUUCUAGGGUCUUGUCCGAUUUCAAUCACGCUCCAAUCAAUCCCGCUGGAUCUGCCCCAACGAGCCAGGGCUCCAAAGCGCGCGCUACGGGCUUCGAAGCUAUCGAGUGUGAUGUGCCAUGA